Rangifer tarandus platyrhynchus (Svalbard reindeer) is the source of this 420-nucleotide messenger RNA. Lineage: Eukaryota; Metazoa; Chordata; Mammalia; Artiodactyla; Cervidae. The record is from the annotation of a GenBank genome assembly.
AUGAACUCCGGGCCCCUGGGCCAGGCGCGCCGAGGAGAAGGAGAGCCCGACUCCGAGGCAGAAACUCUGCACAACAGCCACUUUCGUCGCCUUCACUGUUCAACCCUAGACCCCCAACCCAAGACCAGAAGCCGGAGACUUGGGCAAAAAGCGGCCCAGGUUCCCGGAAGUCUGAGAGGGCCCGUCGCCGCAGCCCGCGGAGCGCCCCGCCCCGCUCCCGUCCGGGCCUGCGGCGUCGGAGCCUUCCGGCUCGUCAGGCCUGAGUCAGGGCGCGGAGGCCGGGAAGGAGCGGUGGUUUCCCGACAACGGGGUCAGCAUGACACGGUGGCAUGUCCCACCACACCUCGGUGGGAGGGACACGGAGUACUGCGCAGCAGCCUCCUGUUGCUGCCCCAGCUGGGCUCCAGGAGCGGGGGAUGA